Messenger RNA from Pseudogymnoascus destructans, 1589 nucleotides. RefSeq names its product Meiosis-specific subunit of the t-SNARE complex (gene SPO20). Gene Ontology annotation, cellular component: SNARE complex; plasma membrane. Gene Ontology annotation, biological process: vesicle fusion; exocytosis. The transcript has a single exon. The record is from RefSeq and is a predicted model, not a curated record. Gene Ontology annotation, molecular function: syntaxin binding; SNAP receptor activity. Lineage: Eukaryota; Fungi; Ascomycota; Leotiomycetes; Thelebolales; Thelebolaceae. The coding region runs from base 128 to 1447 and encodes 439 amino acids.
AGACAUCAGCCACAGUCCCGUAACUUUGCCUCCGUCGUACUCUGAUAUCAACAUAAGAUUCACGAAUUCUAUCAUUCCAGGCCAAAAAGAAAGGCCGAAAACUCAAGAGAUAUACCCUGUUGCAACGAUGAAGAAAUUCGGCUUUGGCAAGAAGAAGGAAAGCCGUGAGGCCGAUAACAACAACUCAGGGCGCCCCUCCCCCUCUGUAAACCCAUAUGCACAGGCCACACAAUCACCAGAUCCAUACGCUGUCGAUACAAACAAGUAUGCCAAUUACGGUGCGAAGCCAGGACAAGAGAAACAAUCAAGCGGUUCGACCAGCAGCGGUGCCGGCAGCCAGCGGUCACAAUACGGAGGCCUGCCCAACGGACCAGCGCCCGGGAGGAGCAACUCUUAUGCAGCAUCCACAACUUCUACGGAAACAGCACCUCCAGCGUAUGGCGCUGAGCGAUACGGAAGUGCCAAUGGCUAUGGCUCGAACCUCUACGAUAACACAAGCAGCCCAUACGGCGGGGCUCCGUUGGUACAAUCGCGUGGCGCAGGCGGUUAUGGUGGAUUAGGACGAUCGGACAGUGCCGACACAGCUACAACUGAAGACAACAGAAAUGCGCUAUUUGGAGAUGCCAAAGACAGAAAUGCGAAGAAACAGAGCGUACCACCGGAGAAUGCUCAGCCUGGCGGCGGCUACGACGCUGGAGCCAACAGUGGCUAUGGUGCAUACGGUGACAGGCAAUUAACUGCCGAAGAAGAAGAGGAGGAGGAUGUGGAGGCGACCAAACAAGAAAUCCGUUUCAUGAAGCAAGAGGAUGUCUCAUCGACCCGAAACGCACUCCGCAUGGCAUCCCAGGCCGAAGAGACCGGACGUGGAACCCUCGCUCGUCUCGGUGCCCAAGGAGAACGUAUCCACAACACAGAGAAGAACCUCGAUCUCGCUGCAAACCACAACCGUAUUGCCGAGGAGCGAACCCGCGAGCUGAAGACUCUCAACAAGAGUAUGUUCGCCAUGCAUGUGGCCAACCCAUUUACUUCGCAAUCCCGCAAGGCUGCCCGUGACCAAAAUAUCUUGGACAAGCACCAUGCUGAAAGGGACCAACGUGAGGCCACGCGCCAGGCAGCCUUUAGCUCAGGUCAACGGAUGGAGGGUGCAUUCAAAGAGAUGCAGCCAGGAGACAGGGGAUAUAAAGCGAAGGCGCCGGCCAAGGCGAGCCUGGCGGAGCGUGCGAAGUAUCAGUUUGAGGCGGACAGUGAGGAUGAUAUGAUGGAGGAUGAAAUCGAAGGCAAUCUUGGCGAGCUGCACGGUGCUGCUCAAAGGCUUAAUUUGCUUGCGCAGGCGACGGGUAAGGAGCUUGAUGAGCAGGACGACCUUAUUAGGCGGGUUGGCGUGAAGGGUGAUCGUGUGGAUGACCAGAUUGCAAUGAACCGUGCGAAGUUGGAUCGUAUUCGUUAGGAUACACAUACCACCGUAUGGCUACUGGUACUAGUUGAUAGAAUAUAUGGGGAUUGGGAAUACUCUUUGUGUCACACAGGUGGCUAGCACUGCAUUUAGCCUUUCAUAUGAUAGUGAAAUUCAGUUAUUCAAUAAAUCCUAU